AUGGCAGGUAGACUAGUUAGAUGUUUCGCUCGGGCUCCGUGGCUGGUGGUGGCACUGGCUGUGCUGGCUCUCCCCGCAGAAGCGCUGCUCUGUCCGGAGAUGUGCUCGGGAGCCACGAGGGACGGAAAGAGCUAUCCGUGCCGGUACUACUCGAACAAUUGCGAGAUUCAUCCCACGCCAAACCCCGCACGCAAUGCCACGCGGGAUCUGAAUGUCCUCGUCAUGUUACCGUACACGGGGCCCAUCGGAAACACCGCUACGAUGGCCGAGCCACUCCUCUUGGCUGCCACUCAAGAGAUCGAGGACAGCAGCAUGCUGCCUGGGUAUCGGCUCAAACUCCACAUGGUGGACGAGGCCUGCUCUGGACAGAUAGCAGUCCAUCGAGCCAUUGAGUCCAUGAACACUUUUCCGCAGAAGCAUAUUGUACUCGGCUGUGACUGCUCCGCAUCGAGUCAACCGGUGAAUCAUGCCUUGUACCACUACAAGAUCAUGCAGGUCUCUCCCUUUUCCAUCUCUGUGGACCUCAGCGAUCGUGAUCGCUAUCCAUACUUCAGCCGCAUGGCGCCCUCCUACCGCAUCACUGUCAUGGCAGCUGCGCAGGUGCUCAAAACCUUUCAGGUUCAAAGAGUUGGUUUCGUGCAUGGCACGGCCGCCAUCUUCGUCGGACUCAGGGACCUCUUUCGGGAGGCCGUGCAGCGUGACAAGGAAGAGGGCACCUACACUUGGACGGUGCUCUUUGAAGCAGUCCUGACUGACCUCAGCUCGGCUUCUACAGUCAUGGAUUUGAGGCGCCAGCGCGAUGCCAAAUGGAGUGUGCUGGCUUCGUACGAGGACCAUGGGGCCAUGAUUCUCUGCCAAGCCUACAGGAGCGGCAUGUUUGCGCCAGACUACAAUUGGUUGCUGCUGAACGGCUGGUGGAACCCGAACUUCAUUAAUGCCGCAGCUGGCAGCCCUGCGUGCCCCUGUGCCGCAGAAGAAGUCCUCCAUGCAGCCUGGGGACUCAUAGGAUUUACUUACAGCCCCCUGACGGAAACGAAUGGUGUGCACGGGCUUUCGGGGCGAAGAUUCGCAGACAUCACAAGAGACUACUACGCGGAGACAGCGGCCUUUGGCAAUGGGACGGGGAUCUCCUGGGAAGCCAUGGGCUAUGUUUAUGAUGGGCUUUGGCAAAUCGCAUCAGUUUUCCAUAGCUUCCUCAUUGACCAAAACAGGUCUUACGACGAGCUCAACACCGACUUCUCCCGCGACAAGUUGUACGACAUCACUCUUCAGCAGGACUACAUGGGAAGCACCGGAAGGGUUCGUCUCUUCAACGGUGUAGAUCCCAGAACCACUCCGCCGGCGCCGCCAUCAUUUGGAGACAGAGAAGGCGCCAUCCUUAUGCUACAAGUUGCAAAAACUGCUUUGCAGCCCUUCGAGCGCCUGGGCAUUUGGACCCCGGAAGGAAUUGAAUGGCUUCGAGACGUCACCUGGAGCCCAACGGACAGUAGCAAGAGCAUGAACUGCAGCAGCGGGACUUGCGACAUGUCCACCGCCUUUCUUCCAGCAGAUCGGAGUAGCGAGUGCCCGGCUGGAACCAUUUGGUUCAAUGACCUUGGCUGCGAAGACUGCGCUGUUGGGCGCUUUGCUGCUUUAGGCUCAACCCAGUGUGAUCCUUGCAGCACCGGUUUCUUCAGCAAUGUGAGCGGCCUGGCUGAGUGCUACCCGUGUCCAGCUGGCAGCAUAAGCCAAGAGCGGGCUGCGGCUUCCUGUACUUUGUGCCAGCAAGGUUUCUUCGUGAACCAGUCUGGUAUGUCCAAGUGCUUGAAGUGCAAGGCUGGCUUUUAUGCCGAAGAGAGUGGCCUGACAGAGUGCCGGGAAUGCCCCGCUGGACGGACCACCAACUACGAGGGUGCUUUGGAUGCCGCAGCCUGCACCUGCAAUGGUGAGCUGUGGAAUGGCGAAUGUUUUCGUUGCGGGGAUGGCACUCGCUUUGAGCUGGGUGCAUGUGUCUUAUGCCAAUCUGGGCUUGAAUGCGAGGAGGGAGAGGAGCCGGUGAUUUUGCCAGGUUUCUAUGCCACUUUGUCAGAACCCUAUGACAUUUACAAGUGUCUGCCCUCGGACAAAUGCCCAGGAAAAGUUCCAGGAGCCUGCGCUGGUGGCCGGGUCGGCGUGCCAUGUACGCAGUGCCCUGAAGGGACGUCCCUGAACAACAAGAACCUUUGCGAGCCAUGUGCGGGUGGAAGUUUCGCGGGCUGGGUAGUCGCAGCUAUCGUCGGCAUGUCUUUCCUUGUGGCGAUGUACUACUUGAUCAACUCACCAACAACCACACGGGCGAGCGCGAUGUUGGCCACGACGUGUGUGCUGGGGAUGACUAUCAGCAUGCUCCAAUCUGUCGGAAUCGUUGGAUUGAUCUCCUUCGAGUGGCCACAGGAGUUGGCCUGGGUCUUUGACGCGAUGAACUUCUUUCUCUUGGACAUCGACUCCAUGGGUUUCGACUGCGUGGCCGGCGACCCGACCCGGCGCUACGCGUACAGCGCCGUCGCCUUGCCGGUGGCGCUGCUCUGGCUCCUGACGGCCCAUGCGAUCAGCAGAAAGUGCGCUCCAUUUCGCUUUCAGUUCCAGUGGCCGAAGACCAUCAGCACCAUGGGGCAGGUGGUUCAGGUGGCUUUCACCAUUGCCAGCAAGAUUGCGCUACAGCCCAUGAUGUGCUAUGCUCACCCGAACGGGAAGCACGGCAUGCUCAGUCACAAUGGCAUCUUCUGCUUCGAGAGCCCUGAGCACACCACGAUGUUUGUGAUGGGCGUUUCGUUGCUUUGUGCUCUGAUCGGAUUCUACAGUUUGGCCAUCUGGGGCACGGCGCGCGCCCCCCGGGCCGCCAAAGAGAGCAACGCCACCUUCCUCACGGCCGUCCGGUUUCUGAUCGCCCGCUUCCGCGUCGAUGUGUGGUGGUAUGGAACCGCUCUACUCCCGAGAGGUUUGGCCCUCUCUUUGUCCAUCGUCUUGGCUGCAGAUUAUCCCUUCAUACAGAUGAUCCUCAUCGUGGCGAUCUUGCAAGUCUACCUGGUUGUGCAGCUCAUGACCUGGCCAUGGAAGCUUCCUGCUUUGAACCUCUUUGACUGCGUGAUCAGCGUGUCCCUGGUCAUGAUGAUGGUGUGCAUGGGCGCCUUCACACCCGACCUUCCACCGGAGAUGCUCGAAGUCCUCACAAGCCUCUCCAUCGGCAUCAUGGUGCUGCUGCAAGUGGUGGUCCUGUGCAUGAUCAGCGUGACCACUGCAUCCAUCUACUAUCGCCAUGCUGUGGGAAGUGCCCAGGAGUCGAGGGUCCUGGCGCUGGGCAAGGUCCCAGAUCCCCAAGUCUUGGCCAAGAAGCUCUCCACCUUCGGCAACGUGAUCAAGGACCUCCCAAGCACAGAGAUGGUGAAAGUGCUGGAGAGCCUUUCCAUCUACGACCUGCGGAUGACAAGUGCCGUAAUGACAGCUGUCGGAGCAGAGGCUGGUGAAGCAGAGCUCAUGCUUGCAAACCGUGUCGCGAUGAUGUCGAGGAGCUCCCGCCGAUCUGUGUCUUCUGCCGACCUCGGGCGCAAGGCCUCGCAGACCUCCCAGACCUCCAACCGAGUCAAAGCGACAGAACCACCAAGCCCAACCAAAGCAGAGCACCAAGCAGAGCACACGGAGAGAAGUGAACCAGUGCCCCUUGCCCGCGAUGAUGCGCCAACCCAAACUUUGUGGAUCUGA
Symbiodinium natans is the source of this 3717-nucleotide messenger RNA. The record is from the annotation of a GenBank genome assembly. NCBI's taxonomy places the organism in Eukaryota, Dinophyceae, Suessiales, Symbiodiniaceae.